AUGUCCCCACCCCAAGAGGUCUCCCCACCCCAAGAGAUCUCCUCACCCCAAGAGAUGUCCCUACCCCAAGGGAUGUCCCCACGCCAAGAGAUGUCCCCACGCCAAGAGAUGUCCCCACCUCAACGCGUGUGGUCCCACUACGAGGAGACCCCGGUGGAGGAGGUGGUGACGGUGCUGGAGGAGAAGGAGCGCACGGCCAACUACAAACCCGUCUUCGUGACGGAGAUCACGGAUGAUCUCCACUUCUACGUGCAGGACGUGGAGACGG
Charadrius vociferus (killdeer) is the source of this 268-nucleotide messenger RNA. RefSeq names its product staphylococcal nuclease domain-containing protein 1-like. The record is from RefSeq and is a predicted model, not a curated record. The annotation marks the transcript as partial. NCBI's taxonomy places the organism in Eukaryota, Metazoa, Chordata, Aves, Charadriiformes, Charadriidae. The transcript has 2 exons.